Hylaeus anthracinus is the source of this 982-nucleotide messenger RNA. RefSeq lists its product as uncharacterized. The transcript has 2 exons. The record is from RefSeq and is a predicted model, not a curated record. Bases 77 to 652 code for a protein of 191 amino acids. NCBI's taxonomy places the organism in Eukaryota, Metazoa, Arthropoda, Insecta, Hymenoptera, Colletidae.
CCUUCCCAACGCACAAAUACCAAAUGCUUAGUACAGUAAAUUCCCGAGACACCUGACCGCUGAUUUCCGGCCUCAUAUGGGAAUCCGUUCACCCCUUCCCAUGUCGCGAAACAUUACCGGAAACGAAAAAUUUUUUAACUUCAUCCCUCCCGAACUAGUUUUCGACAACCGCAACAUGCCGACCCCAAAGGACAAAUCCAGCCAGAUGCCGGACCAAGCUGAGGAAUUUUAUGGACUCAUGGAUGAAGCUCUACCCGAGGGCUAUCCUUGCGAACGUAACGAUAUUAAACAAUUACUAUGCGUUACCACAAACAGCCUUGACACCGUGUAUAGACACAACCACGACUGGGUAUGCUCCAAGUGUCUCCCAGCAUUGCCGGUCCGCUUCCGGGAACGGUUCUAUCCGCAUGGAGUACAUGCUUUAUGCACAAGACGGGGAGCCGAUGGAAUAGCCGCAUGCAUCAUAUGCUCCAAAAAUAUAACAUCAAUCAGAGCAGCCGACACCUGUCUCGAAUGUACUGCAGAGUAUCGCGAACUAGCAGAAAGGGAGAAAGAAACGCUCUACAACGACGAACCUAUAGACAUUACAAUACGUUGGCUAGAGUAUAUCGAGGAAUCAGCGGAUCCUAAUUGGGAAAUAUCUCAUGAUUAAAUUGGAAAUAUCUCACACGAUUAAAGAACAACGCCUUCCCAGUAAUAAACCAUAACUAACUAAGUUUCUUUUCCCUCCUUUAACAUCAAACAGCUACAUUGCCCAUGUUCAAUGACACGCGGAUGCCUCGGCUAGCCACCCCAGCAGAGAGACUGCUCCCGCCGCCUAUCUUGGACAACCUAAGGCGGAGGGAGUGCAUCCAGGGACAGGCUUGGGUGGGACCCAAUGGCACCAUCGUCUGUGAUGUGGUGCGAGAAGGUCGUCUCGCCCACGCAGCGGCCCGCUGCCGAGAGUGCCGGAGACGGGCACUCAACAGAAACACCCCGGAUC